AUGGGUCGCGUCUCCUUCGCGGACGAUGUAAACGAGCGCAUCAUCGACGACGACUAUGAAGACAUCGACGAGGAGAAGGUGAACAUCUACCCCUACGAGAAUGACAAAGAGAACAAGUCAUGGGCGGGUGCGUUGCCCAAGAAGCAGGGUCUCUACGACCCGGAGCUCGAGAAGGAUGCCUGCGGUGUGGGCUUCGCGGCCAACAUCAAGGGCAAGCCGAGCCACAAGAUCGUGACUGAUGCACGGAACCUGCUCUGCAACAUGACCCAUCGGGGUGCUGUCGGGUCGGACGCACGAGAUGGCGACGGUGCUGGUGUCAUGACCUCCAUCCCACACCGAUUCUUCGUCAAGAACUUCGAGGUGGAGCAAGGGUACAAGCUGCCGAAGAUGGGCCAGUACGCAGUGGGCAACAUCUUCUUCAAGCCGGAUGAGGAGACGCUCGCCGAUACAAUUGACCAAUUCAGAGAUAUCGCAGACCAGCUCAACCUGCGAGUGCUGGGGUGGCGGAAGGUCCCCGUCGACAGCGAGCUGCUUGGGCCGGCUGCGAAGUCGAGGGAGCCCGUGAUCCUCCAGCCGUUCAUGGUCAUGAAGUCGUGGUACGGCGAAGAGAACCAGCCAAAGGCCGACUUCGAGGACAACUACGAUUCGGUCGUCUUUGAGCGACAGCUCUACGUCUUCCGCAAGCGCGUCACCCACGUCAUCGGGCUGCACAACUGGUUCUACCUCUGUUCUCUCUCGAACAAGAAUAUUGUCUACAAGGGCCAGCUGUCGCCAGCGCAGGUGUACGACUACUACCACGACUUGGUGAACGUCGACUACGAAGGCCACUUUGCCCUUGUCCACUCUCGAUUCUCCACGAACACCUUCCCGUCAUGGGACCGAGCUCAGCCACUGCGGUGGGCUGCACACAACGGCGAAAUCAACACCCUUCGAGGCAACAAGAAUUGGAUGAGAGCAAGAGAGGGUGUGCUGCAGUCGGACCACUUUGGUGAAGAGCUGGACAUGCUAUACCCGAUCAUUGAGGACGGCGGUUCUGAUUCGGCGGCAUUCGACAACGUGCUGGAGCUUCUGACGAUCAACGGAGUUCUCUCGCUUCCGGAAGCCGUCAUGCUGAUGGUGCCAGAGGCCUGGGAGGGCAACAACCUGAUCGAUGACAAGAAGCAGGCAUUCUACGAAUGGGCUGCGUGCAUGAUGGAGCCGUGGGACGGCCCAGCACUUUUCGUCUUCUCGGAUGGGCGCUACUGUGGUGCGAACCUUGACCGCAAUGGUUUACGGCCCUGCCGGUACUAUGUGUUGGACGAUGACCGGAUCAUCUGUGCCUCAGAAGUUGGCACAAUCCAGGUUGAGCCAUCUUCUGUGGUGCAGAAAGGACGCCUGCAGCCCGGACGCAUGCUCUUGGUCGAUACCGAUGAAGGCCGAAUCAUCGACGAUGGAGAGUUGAAAGAGAAGGUCGCGUCGAGGCAGGACUUCAGGUCUUGGAUGGAGUCUGAGCUCCUGGUGCUGCCAAACAUCCACAAGAAGCUGCUGGAGAAGGGCACAGAUCUCUCCCACGAGCUGACGAAGACGAACGUUCAGGAAGACCCGAGGCUGAAGGCGUACGGAUACUCGUUGGAGCAGGUUUCGCUGCUUCUGGCUCCUAUGGCGGCAGACUCCAAGGAAGCUCUCGGCUCGAUGGGCAACGAUGCUCCGCUCGCCUGUCUGGCGGUGCAGCCUCGUCUCCUGUACGACUACUUCCGCCAGCUUUUCGCUCAGGUCACGAACCCUCCGAUUGAUCCUAUUCGAGAGGCAGUCGUCAUGUCGCUGGGCACAUACGUCGGGCCGCAGGGCAACUUGCUCACCAUCGAGAAGAGCCAAUGCCACCGACUCUACCUGCCAUCUCCUAUGCUCUCCGUGGAGGAGUUCAACGGUCUGAUGCACAUUCCCGACCUCCACCCAGACUGGCAAGUCGCCACUAUCGACAUUACGUUCCCGAAGGAGGAAGGAAUUCAGGGCUACUACGAUGCGCUUGACCGCAUCAACGACGCAGCCACUGAGGCCAUUGAGCGAGGCGACAAGAUCCUGGUCCUUUCUGACCGUAAGAUGUCGCACGAUCGUGUCCCAGUGUCAUCGCUGCUUGCCACCGGCAUGCUGCACCACCAUCUCGUGCGCAACAAGUGGCGGUCAAAGGCGGCUCUGAUUGUGGAGACUGCCGAAGCUCGUGAGGUCCACCAUAUGUGUGUCCUUGUUGGAUACGGUGCAGACGCGAUCUGCCCAUACCUCGCAAUCGAGUGUAUUCUCAAGCUUCAUCGUGAGGGCCUGAUCCGCAAGAACAUGACCCCAGAGGAGCUCAUCGGCAACUACAAGCACUCUUGCGAUGGUGGCAUUCUCAAGGUUAUGAGCAAGAUGGGCAUUUCCACAUUGCAGAGCUACAAGGGCGCUCAGAUCUUCGAGGCGCUCGGUAUUGCUGAGCCCGUGGUCGACCGAUGCUUCACUGGCACAGCGACGCGUAUUCGAGGCAUGACCUUUGAGCUGAUUGCUCAAGACGCCUUUGCCUUCCACGAGAAGGGCUUCCCAAGCCAGAUCAUCACCGAGAUUCCAGGUCUCGCCGAGACUGGCGAGUACCAUUGGCGUGAUGGCGGAGAAGCACACGUCAACGACCCGACCUCGAUCGCGAACAUCCAGGAUGCUGUUCGUGUCAAGAACGACAAGUCCUACGAAGCAUACUCCAAGAGCGAGUACGAGCAGAUCAAGAACUGCACACUUCGCGGGUUGUUGGACUUCGACUUUGAUUCCACCAACCCCAUCCCGAUCGAGCAGGUCGAGUCGUGGACCGACAUCGUCCGCAGAUUCUGCACCGGCGCUAUGUCCUACGGUUCCAUUUCCAUGGAGGCACAUUCCACUCUCGCUGUCGCCAUGAACAGACUCGGCGGCAAGUCCAACACCGGCGAAGGCGGCGAGGACCCAGAGCGCAGCCAGCCCCUCGAGAACGGCGAUACCAUGCGUUCAGCCAUCAAGCAGAUCGCUUCCGGCCGGUUCGGUGUCACCAGCAACUACAUCACCGACUCCGAUCAGCUGCAGAUCAAGAUGGCCCAGGGUGCUAAGCCUGGCGAGGGCGGUGAGCUGCCUGGCCACAAGGUGUCUGGCCCCAUUGCGAAGACACGCCACUCCACACCCGGUGUAGGUUUGAUCUCGCCACCACCCCACCACGACAUCUAUUCCAUCGAAGACCUGAAGCAGCUCAUCUACGACCUCAAAUGCGGCAACCCGCGCGCCCGCGUCUCCGUCAAGCUCGUCUCUGAAACUGGCGUCGGCAUCGUCGCCUCCGGCGUUGCCAAAGCCCGCUCCGACCACAUCCUCAUCUCCGGCCACGACGGCGGUACCGGUGCGUCCCGAUGGACUGGGAUCAAGUACGCCGGUCUGCCGUGGGAGCUUGGGCUUGCGGAGACGCAUCAGACGUUGGUGUUGAACGAUCUGCGUGGGCGGAUUGUCAUUGAGACGGAUGGGCAGCUGCGCACUGGAAGGGAUGUGGCGAUUGCCUGUUUGUUGGGGGCGGAGGAGUUUGGGUUCGCGACGACGCCGCUCAUUGCUAUGGGGUGUAUUAUGAUGCGCAAGUGCCAUCUUAACACCUGCCCGGUGGGCAUCGCCACGCAAGAUCUCGAGCUCCGGAAGAAGUUCAAGGGCACCCCGGAGCACGUCAUCAACUUCUUCUACUACGUCGCCAACGAGAUGCGUGCAAUCAUGGCCAAGCUCGGCUUCCGGACUGUCAACGAGAUGGUCGGCCACACUGAGGUGCUCAAGACGCGGGAGGAUCUCCGCAGUGCGAAGACUGAGAAUAUCGAUCUCUCGCUCAUCUUGACACCCGCACACAGCCUUCGUUCCGGAGUGUCGACCUACAACGUUCGCAAGCAGGACCACAAGCUGCACACUCGUCUCGACAACAAGCUGAUUGCUGAGUCCGAGCCGGCGCUCGAGAAGGGUCUCCCGUGCAGGAUCGAAACGGAGAUCGUCAAUACUGACAGAGCCUUUGGAGCGACUUUGUCCUCCCACAUCAGCAGGCGCUACGGUGAGGAAGGUCUCGAGCAUGAUACCAUCCACUGCAAUGUCAAGGGAUCUGCAGGGCAAUCGUUCGGUGCCUUCCUUGCCAAAGGUGUCACGCUUGAGCUCGAGGGAGACUGCAACGAUUAUGUCGGCAAGGGUCUCUCUGGUGGACGCUUGAUCGUCUACCCUCCGCGGACUGCCGUCUACAAGGCCGAAGAGAACAUCAUCAUCGGCAACGUCUGCUUGUACGGUGCUACAUCCGGAUCGUGCUUCUUCCGGGGUGUUGCCGCAGAGCGUUUCGCUGUCCGAAACUCUGGCGUCACCACUGUCGUCGAGGGCAUGGGCGACCACGGCUGCGAGUACAUGACUGGCGGUCGCGUCAUCUGUCUCGGACCCACUGGACGCAACUUUGCGGCUGGUAUGUCGGGUGGUAUUGCCUACAUCUUGGACUUGCACCACGAGUUCGACAGCAAGGUCAACACGGAGAUGGUGGAGCUUGGCCAGGUCGACGAGCCCAAGGAGAUUGCCUUCCUGCGUGGCCUGAUCGAAGACCACCUCCACUACACCGGCUCCGAGCUCGCAGCCAGGAUCCUGGUCGACUUCAGCAGAGUUCUCCCACGAUUCGUCAAGGUCCUGCCAACCGACUACAAGCGCGUCAUGGAAGAGGAGGCCAAGAAGGCCGAAGAGGCGAAGAAGAACGAGUACCCUCUCCCCAUCCUCCCAGGCGCCGCUGUCCGUAACCUCCACGAGAAGUCUCGCGAGCAGACCUCCGAGAAGGAGAACAAGGAGCACAAGAAGAACGAGCUCAUGGACAUCGAGGAGAGUGUCCAGGACGGCAAGGCCGAGAAGAAGCGGUCUGCUCUCGUGCUCGACAAGACGAGGGGGUUCAUGAAGUACCAGCGUCGCGCGGAGAAGUACCGCAACGUCAAGACCAGGACCCGCGACUGGGGUGAGCUCAACUCGCGUUUGGAUGAGGAUGAGCUCAAGUACCAGACUGCGAGAUGCAUGGACUGUGGUGUGCCGUUCUGUCAGUCGGAUACUGGAUGCCCGAUUAGCAAUAUCAUUCCCAAGUGGAAUGAGCUGGUAUUCCAGAAUCAGUGGCAGGACGCUCUCAACAGGCUGCUCAUGACCAACAACUUCCCGGAGUUCACUGGUCGUGUGUGCCCGGCGCCUUGCGAAGGUGCUUGCGUGCUUGGAAUCAACGAGGACCCAGUCGGUAUCAAGUCGAUUGAGUGCGCCAUCAUUGACCGUGGUUUCGAGAUGGGAUGGAUGGUUCCUGCUCCACCACAAGCCAGGACUGGAAAGACUGUUGCCAUUAUUGGUUCUGGUCCAGCAGGUCUUUCUGCGGCCGACCAGCUCAACAAGUGCGGGCACGAAGUCACCGUCUACGAGCGUGCUGACCGCAUCGGUGGUCUGCUCAUGUACGGCAUCCCGAACAUGAAGCUCGACAAGGGGGUUGUCCAACGCCGUGUCGACUUCAUGGCUGCUGAGGGUGUCAAGUUCGAGACCGGCGUCCAUGUUGGCGAGGAUGAUGUCACUCUUGAGUCCCUCCGGGCUGAGAAGGACGCUGUGGUCAUUGCCACUGGUGCCACUGUCGCUCGCGACCUGCCAAUCCCCAACCGCGAGCUGGAGGGCAUCUACUACGCCAUGCAGUUCCUGCACAAGAACACCAAGUCUCUGCUGGACUCCAAGCUUGAGGAUGAGACUUACAUCUCCGCCAAAGACAAGCACGUCGUCGUCAUUGGCGGUGGUGAUACCGGCAACGACUGCAUCGGUACCUCCGUCCGCCACGGUGCCAAGUCCGUCAUCAACUUCGAGCUCCUCCCGCAGCCACCACCAGAGCGUGCUCGCGACAACCCAUGGCCUCAGUGGCCUCGCAUCUACCGCGUCGACUACGGCCACACCGAAGUCAAGGCACACAUGGGCCGCGACCCGCGUGAGUACUGCAUCCUGUCCACCGACUUUGUGGAUGACGGUACCGGCAAAGUCAAGGGCAUCAACACCCAGCGUGUCGAAUGGCACAAGUCCGCCACCGGCGGCUGGGACAUGAAGAAGCUCGAGGGCUCCGAGGAGUUCUUCCCCGCUGAUCUUGUCCUGCUCUCCAUGGGCUUCUUGGGUCCAGAGGAUCGCGUCAUGGGCGGCGUCAUCGAGAAGGACCAGCGCAAGAACAUCAAGACCCCGCCUGGCCACUACACCACCAACAUUGAGGGUGUCUUUGCUGCUGGUGACUGCCGACGUGGCCAGUCUCUGAUCGUCUGGGGUAUCAAUGAAGGUCGCCAGGCCGCGCGCGACGUCGACUCCUACCUCAGUGGCCGUGGUACGCAACUCCCCGUCACCGGCGGCAUCGUCAAGCGCCCGCCCUUCGAGCUGCUCAACAAGGCUGCCAACGGCACGCUGCAAUCCGGCCUCAUCACCGCGGAGGCGUAA
Messenger RNA from Saxophila tyrrhenica, 6444 nucleotides. It is a transcript of the gene GLT1, whose product is annotated as glutamate synthase [NADH]. The transcript is spliced from 2 exons. The record is from RefSeq and is a predicted model, not a curated record. Gene Ontology annotation, molecular function: glutamate synthase (NADH) activity; flavin adenine dinucleotide binding; iron-sulfur cluster binding. The coding region runs from base 1 to 6444 and encodes 2147 amino acids. Lineage: Eukaryota; Fungi; Ascomycota; Dothideomycetes; Mycosphaerellales; Extremaceae.